Molecule: messenger RNA, 4897 nt
Organism: Oncorhynchus tshawytscha (Chinook salmon)
Lineage: Eukaryota; Metazoa; Chordata; Actinopteri; Salmoniformes; Salmonidae
Product: synaptopodin-2
Exons: 3
Coding region: 1-3483 (1160 amino acids)
Biological process (GO): positive regulation of actin filament bundle assembly
Cellular component (GO): actin cytoskeleton; nucleus; Z disc
Molecular function (GO): actin binding
Source: RefSeq, a predicted model, not a curated record
AUGGAGCCAGAAACAGAGGACCAGGAGAGCACUGUCAUGGACUCUUGGUCAGUCUCUGAGUACGGUCACUCCUCUGACGACCUUUACAUCUCAGAGUCCCGGGAUGGAUUCUACUAUGAAGAAAGGAAGAGUGAUACAGAGCUCCCCAUAGAUCCACAGCACACCCACAUUAGACAGGCCGAGUCCCCCCAUUCUGUGGAGUCCCCUGAACCAUACACCAAGAAAGCCAUGGUGGAACAUCAGAGACCACCAUCGAACUACAGCCCGGAAGAACGUAGCCUGGUCAGGGGACUGAGCCCCAGCAGAAGCCAGGAGAUAGACACCUUAUCACAGGGGCCAGGUAGCGUCUACCCUGGGGAAUCCUUGAGCUCCGAUGCCGAAUCCUACCCAAGCACCCCUUCACCGAUUCCCCCAAAGUCCCCACAAGCCCCCACCCCGAACCCCAACUUGUGUCAAAUGUCAAGGCAACGUUCAUCCUCCUCUUCCUCCGUUGGCCGGAGUGAGAUGACCCUAACUCUGACCCAUGGGCAACCCAGGGGGGACGGCAGGAGGCUGGGCUCUGGGACCGGGGCCAGGGGGAAUGGGAGUGUUGAGUCUCUGGAGGAAGGAGGGCACAGCGAAGCACCUCCUGCUCAUCUAUCCUUUGGAAUUUCAGCGCAGGGUGCUGAGCAGGCAGAGCAGUGGAACUCUGCGUCUGAGAGAGAUCUCCCCAGUCCCAGCAGACACAGGGUGAGGCGCGCACGGCCCAGACAGAGUGAGAGCCAGUCAGACAGGCAGGUGAAGGAAGCCAAGUCUAAAUGUAAACGCAUUGCUUUGCUGUUGACCGAUGCACCAAAUCCCAGAAACAGAGGGGUGUUAAUGUUCAAGAAGCGUCGGCAAAGGGUUAAGAAGUAUACACUUGUCAGCUACGGGACAGGUCAGCACCAGUUUGACGACCAAAGCGGCAAAGACGAAGAAAGUGAAUACGGCAAAACGGUCAGGUUUACUUUGGCCACGAAUGAUUAUUCAGAACUUGAUGAAGACUACACAGUGAAUGUACGAGACCGAGACGUCAAUUUAAACUGGGAGAACCUUGGAAUAGCCAACAUAUUUCACCACCUGGAAGAGAUGGAGCAACUGCCAGAGACAAAAGGCAAGGGAGUGGCGAUGUUUGUGCAGCGCCGCCAGAGGAUGGAUGAGAUUGCCCUAGAGCACGAGGAAAUGAGGCGCAAAGGCUUACCCGUCAAAGGUAUCGUAGAGCUUGAAGACACAGAAAUGUACAAGUCUUACAAAACAGAUGAAACUUAUGUGCAAUCCAAUCAAAUUCAAUACAGCGAAAGGCAUGCUGAUCAGAUCUACAUGGAUGGUCAUGGCAAUCAACAUCUGCAGUACAAAGAAAACCAACAGGAGAUGCAACAAUAUGCUCACAUGAUGAACAGUAUGCCCAACCUCCUAGCUAGUGCCAUACCAAAGCCUCUUGUGCCCAACAGAACAGCUAAGCCCUUCUUGGGAUCCCAAAACAGACUACCUGUCCCAUUUUCUCCUCUUAGUGGUGUCACUAGCCCAGUGAAGCAUCAUGAACUCAAAUUCAAGGUAUCAGUCCCUAUACACACAGUUCCACAGGUCUGGUCCCCAACUGGGGACUUCAUAGCUUCGCGUGACGAACGCAUAUCUGUACCAGCGAUAAAGACGGGCAUCCUACCAGACUCAAAAAGAAGAGGUGCAAAUAGAGCGGCCUCUGAUCAACCCUCCAACGCCUAUAUUCAAAACAGAGGGGAAAGAAGAUCAUAUAUUGAGUCAGGCGAAGAGGAAGACUACUUUAGUCUUGGUGCUGAGGCAUGCAACUUUAUGCAACCCCGAACAGUCAAGCACAAGAAUCCCCCACCUGUUGCCCCAAAGCCUAGCAUUAACCCAGUCUGUCCACCAUGGUUGAAGGAGAGUCCCUCGAAUGUGCUACUUCACCUGGCAAGGAGUCCAAUCCCGGCAUCUUUCCCAAAUCCAGUGGGGUCUUCUCCUCAGCAAUACUUCAAACAACAAGACUGGCUUUCGCCUCAGCAAACGGCGAACCCCCGGGAACCACCCCAAACUCAGUCACGACCACAGCCACCCAUGAACACCAGGGCACCAGCCAACUCAACAUCACCCUCUCAACUUCAUCCAACCAUGAAUAGCUGGAGUCCACAGCCACCGCGGUCCCCAGUGAGUAUUCAGGCCCCGAACCCAACUCACACGGCACCUCGCCAAGCCACAGUCUCAAAGAAUAAGUCCCCAAAUCCUUCGGUGGCAUCUUGCCCACCCCAACGAGGGAGCUCUUACAGCCACGCAGCCAAGGCACCACCUACUUCUUCAAUGGGUCACAUCUCUGAGGGCCAUGUUAGUCCAGCCAUAAAUGGUCCAACUCUGAGGGGAAGAGGUGCCGAACUCUUUGCCAAGAGGCAGACCCGUAUGGAGAAGUUUGUGGUGGAUGCCGAAACAGUUCAGGCCAACAAAGCAAAGUGUCCUUCCCCCACCGCCUCCCUUCCAGGUGCUUGGAGAUACUCUUCCAACAUCCGAGCCCCACCUCCUUUGUCAUACAAUCCCCUUCAUGCUCCUUUCUACCCCCCUGCAGCAGCUAAACACCCCUAUUCAACAAGUCCAAAAAUCAAACCAAAGACCACUGUGAAAACCAAACCACAACCCUCCAAGCACCUGGAUGCCCUAGAUGUCAUGAAACAUCAGCCCUAUCAGCUGGACUCAUCACUCUUUAGAUAUAACGUAGGCACUGAGGCUGAAGGCCUUAGCCCUAGCCUCAAAACUGCCCCCAUCCAAACCCCUGAGUCAAACCCAACCUUGAGCCCUAAACCUGCCCCUGUUGUCAGCCCUAGACCUGCCUUUACCAUUUCUCCUUACUCUUACCCUGGCCAUGACCUUCCCCCAGCAAAACAACAAAGCAAGCCCAUAGCUCCUGCUAAGUCUACUAGAUCGGGACUUGGCAGAAGCUACUCUCUGUCCCUACCCAGACGGAUGUGCUCCAUGUCCUACAUGCCCUCGCAGUCAUCUAUGUCCCCUGUGACCACCCCUGUGUUCCAUCCAUCUCUCGGGAGGCAGACCUCCUGGCAGGAAAAAGCUGCCCUCAAGCCCCCCAGCCCUUGGGAGGCUGCCUCCCGGAGCCCUUUGGGCCUGGUGGACGAUGCCUUCCGAUUCCAGAACUUCCCUCAGUCCAUCGCCACUAACGUCAACUCCACCGCCAACCGACGAUCUCUUCCAGAACCUCCGGACGAAUGGAAGCGCAAGGUGUCAUUGGACGCACCCUGUGUCAGUGGUGGUUACUAUCAUGCUCCACCCCCAGCCAUGCAUACUAGGUCUAUGAGCAUGACCUCUGCCCCUGUCUAUGGGCCUCCCUUCAGACAGGCCCAGCCUCUGUGGUCAGCGGUGAGUGCUAGCGCUGGACAUAUGGGUCGAGGACCGGGCCACCCGAGUCAGUCCCUCUAUGCUACCUUGCCACGCACAGCUAUGAGAAGGUAAUCUCCUCAGCUAGAAUUCAAACAUAUAAACAGUGCACUUGUAAGAACAAACAUAGAAAAUAUAAUUGGAUGUACAGAUGUAAACAAUAGGGCCAGCAUAUUAUAAUUAACAAUUUGAUCAAGGUAGUGCUUAUAUUUUAAGACAAAUGUUUGGAAUCAAUGAGGAAAUACUGACCCAGAUAGUGAUAACGGUCUACAGCAGCAUGAUAAGGUGAAUUACACGUUUGAAGAUGGAUUCUGCAGGGAAACGGCGCUACUGUUUGCCACACCACCAUUGUUAUUGUUUUUGUUUUGAGGUGAGGAGCGUUUCACAGCGUGAAAAAAAAACAUUUGUAGUAUUAAUUCUGCUGUUCUAUAAUGCAUGCAAUGAUGUCAGAGGGGGAAAAACAGUGUUAGUUGUUUUUAGUAACUUUGUUUCACAAUUAUGGAGUCUAGCUUUAAAGGUUUUCAUUUCUGGGGAAAAAAAGUACUGUGUUAAUGGUCUUUGGUUUAAAAUGGAGUUUGUUUUUCUAUAUGUGUGUGCAUGUACAGUAUUUUGGUUUGAGCAUGGAUUGUUUGUGCAUUUUGUCCUGUGGCCACAGGGGGCAAAGAAGUGGUUUCUCGUUCUCCACUAUAAUUCUGAUCAGUGAAGUGCAUUCACACACAUCUAUAGUAUGUACUGCAUGUUCCAUUGAAUGUUCUGUACCUGAAAAGUUUAAAUUCUAAACACGUUUUAUGAAUUUUGAUAAAUGAUACAUGAUAGGCCUAUUAUUUAUUUGCAUGUGCAUAAAAGUAAGAGGUUUGCAAGGUGAUGAGUGAGACAAUGACAGAUGGAAGGGAAAAGAAAGUUAGAUGUGUUGAACCUAUAACUUGUUUUAUUUUCCACAUAAUAUGAAAACGAAAUAGAAACAUGGAUUGAGUAUUGUUAUGUGAUGUAAGCGGUAACAUCUAAAAUAUCAAUAUAGUAGAGCGGAUUUCAAAUGUACUGCCAGGGUUCCUUGAUGGUUUGUGUAAUAUGUGCGAUAGCAUGUGUAGCAGGUUAGAUAGUAAGUACCAAGUGCACAUACGGAUGAAAACAACCAAUAUUCAAGUUCACUUUCUGUUACUAUGAAAAUUAAGGACAUUUACAAAUGUCUUACAUUUCUUAAAAUAAUAAAUCAAAUGUCAGAUUUCAUUGCUGAAAUAUAGAACAUUAACAAUGUUUUUGUUCAUACCAUUGUCAGUUUGCAAAACAUAGGCACACACUAUAUUCUAGACCACGUCAUUGAAUACAGGUUGACGUUUCUGCGAUUGGUUUGGCACUUCCGUGAAAGGCAUAUGAAAUGUGCCACACUUGUGAAUGUGUUGAAGAUAUUGUCACUUUUAUCACUUGAUCGUGUUGUUCAUUUGUUGCAGCACUGACGAUAAAUAUUGUACUCUUCCAAUAAAAUGUUGUU